Messenger RNA from Salvia miltiorrhiza (redroot sage), 1689 nucleotides. RefSeq names its product transcription factor HY5. Lineage: Eukaryota; Viridiplantae; Streptophyta; Magnoliopsida; Lamiales; Lamiaceae. The record is from RefSeq and is a predicted model, not a curated record. Bases 180 to 758 code for a protein of 192 amino acids. Gene Ontology annotation, molecular function: DNA-binding transcription factor activity, RNA polymerase II-specific. The transcript is spliced from 3 exons. Gene Ontology annotation, biological process: regulation of photomorphogenesis; response to far red light; red or far-red light signaling pathway. Gene Ontology annotation, cellular component: nucleus.
CAACAUUUACGUCCCGCUUUUUUUUUCUUCUCUCUAGAAGGCUGAGUCACCGAGUCACACCCUACUACACUUCUCUCUCUCUCUAAAACAAUUAUUUAUUUAUUUUUUCAAAAAAAAAAUCUCUCUCUCUCUCUCUCUUCUGCGUAAUUCUUGGCUGUGAUUUUUAUUAGUUGGAGGAAAUGCAAGAGCAAGCCACGAGUUCUAUCGCCGCCAGCUCUUUGCCUUCUAGCAGUGAGAGAUCUUCUAGCUCUGCGCUUCACGCUGAAGCUAAGGAAGGCAUGGAGAGUGAUGAUGAGAUCAGAAGGGUGCCGGAGAUGGGGGCGGAGGCCGCCGGCACGACAACUUCCGGCCGCGACGGGGCUUCGUUGGCGGGGCCCGCGCAGCCGUCGGCCGGGGGCUCGAAGAGGAGGGGGAGGAGCCCGGCUGACAAGGAAAACAAGAGGUUAAAAAGGUUGUUGAGGAACAGAGUUUCGGCGCAGCAAGCGAGGGAGAGGAAGAAGGCGUAUUUGAUCGAUUUGGAGGCUCGAGUUAAGGAGUUGGAGACUAAGAAUGCUGAGCUUGAGGAGAGGCUCUCCACUUUGCAGAAUGAGAACCAAAUGCUCAGACAGGUAUGUUACAAGUCCUUCAAGUUAUUUUCAAGAAUUUCGUGCUACAAUUUUGAGCUCGUGAGUGUAUCAUCGCGGCAUGAAAACCUAGUGUGGUUAGAGUUGAUUUUGUUACUUUGUUUGUUUGAAGUAAUUCUUGCAAGUUUGAAAUAAGGCCUUCAAUCUUGAUGGAUUAAUAUUUGUUGCCUUGUGUGAUAUUAUUCUUGUUUUCUGCUCAAAAUGUGAUACUUGAAUGAUAAGAUAGCUUAUCAAAUUGUAAUAUAUCGCGUAGACAUUGCACUAAGCUCGUUUCUAUUACCUUCCGUUUACUUGUUUUCUGCGACUACAUUAGCCUAACGCGAAUGGAACUACUCACUUUUGAAGUUGAGACUUGAGAUGAAUUGUUCCUUUGCCUAUAGUUUUCCAUUUUUUCAUGUCAUUCUCUGCGUGACUCAAAAUUCUUGAUGCCAAAAUGUCGAAAAUUGCUAGGUAGGAAGCAUUUUAAUUGCUAAAGAUCCUAUGUAUACUUAAAUUCGACACAAACUAUAAACUUAUCCCUCGAUUAUCAUAAUGUAGCUGAUCUCUCACCCGACUCCUUAGUAUUGUCUAGACGAUAGAGGAUUUGUUUUUAGUUCCUUUCACGGUUAUGGUUUUGUGCGGUCUUGCUCCUAAACUGCUUGCAUUUUGCAGAUACUGAAGAACACAACUACUGGCCCGCAAGAGGGAAGAAAGUAGGUAUGCAUUUUUUCGGAUGUUGGAUGUGUAUAAGAAUGAGUGUGAGGGCGACAAAGAGUCCCUUUAAGGCGAGCUGUGUUGGUGUCGCGUUGAGAAUGGGUUGCUUUUAUCGACGUGCUAGCUUCUUCUCGCGUUGAUGAUUGUAUGUUGUAGGAUGAUCAAUUAGCUGCUGGUAGAGCUAGAGUUGUUAGUAUUGUAAUGGUAGAUGGAUAAGCUUGCUAUAGAGGGGAUGAAAUAGGUUGUUUUCUAUCUUCCCUUACCUUACCUACCAAAUUCAAGAAAUUAGGGUUCUUGAUGGUAGUGUAGUAUUUUUAUCACACACACUUGUGUGUGUUUAUGUGAUGAAUGUGUGAGUAUUAUAUUUGAUGUA